AUGACGGGCAUUACAGAGAUGACGGGCAUUACAGAGAUCAUGGGCAUCACUCAGAUGACGGGCAUCACAGAAAUCACGGAUAUCACGGAUUUCGAUUCUCUUUAUGGACAAGCCGACUUCAAGAGUGGUACCGGCUUUGCAAUGAAACGUGAGCCUCAGCUUGUUAGAGAGUACGAGCCAGACAGUCUAGCCUACGUCUGGGCUGCACUGGCACGGCUCCUACCAGCAGAGAUCCCGUCGAAGACCGCCUACGACUCAUCCGCAACUACGUCGGUCGAUGGCGGCUCGCCAACCAGGCGACCUUCCAGCUCGUCAUCAUCAACACAAAGCCUCGACUUUAUUGAAAAUAUAUUGCCCAGCCCUCUCGAGGACUUAACUGUACGCCUCGCAAGCUAUUUUAUUCGCUGCGUCAUCAACUACGCUCAGUCAGCCAAUAAGUUGUUCCCUAUUUACUUUCGCGACGAGAGUCUCGUGUGCAGCUUUAUGUCUUCUGCCAGUGGUCAUAUUAUCAGUGCAGUUGAUGAUGGUGGCUUGCAGGUCGAAACAAAAAACUCAGUUUUCCAGGUAGCGACGCUGGAGGGAAAACGGGGAUUCCAAGAGUUCGCAGAAGAGGGAAAUCCGACCGUUUCGGAUAAAACUCUAGGUCAGUUGGUCGGACAAGCCCUUUCCCUGCGGCGAGUUGAGAGCAAAAAAGCCAGAACUAUUUGUGAAAACGAUAUCAUCGUUCUCGCCAUUACACAUUGCAUUAAAUUUUUCCACUUUCAUAUUUCAGACAACUUUAUUGCGGAGUACGAGAAGCCUUUGUCAGAAACGGAAUACUUGACCGUAUACUCUACGUGGUUUAACAUUAAUCAAAAAACACCUCGAAAAUCAGCUGUGGAGCACAUUUUAGCCAUGAUGGCUUGGGCUGGUUCGCUACAUGCCAAUCAUAUUCAGAAGGAGGAUGAUAGUAAUGGCGGCGAUGGCGGCGAUGUCGAGGAGUAA
Molecule: messenger RNA, 984 nt
Organism: Drechmeria coniospora
Lineage: Eukaryota; Fungi; Ascomycota; Sordariomycetes; Hypocreales; Ophiocordycipitaceae
Exons: 4
Coding region: 1-984 (327 amino acids)
Source: RefSeq, a predicted model, not a curated record